Molecule: messenger RNA, 4945 nt
Organism: Paramormyrops kingsleyae
Lineage: Eukaryota; Metazoa; Chordata; Actinopteri; Osteoglossiformes; Mormyridae
Source: RefSeq, a predicted model, not a curated record
GUUACUGAGUCGCCUCUGAAGGUGUGUAUGUGUAUAAAACAUAAACGCGUAUAUAGAUAUAUAUUUGCAGAUUCUGGACGGCAGUAUUUCAGGGGAUUGUCAAAACUCAUUGUGGGUUUUCUUGCUGACGAGCGUAUUUUUGUUGCCGUGGUGACUGUGGGGGCGGGUGCUUGUCAUGGGUGUCUGCUGUCAUGCCUGGCACACCUCUGUAUUUUGACCAGAUAGGCUCUGGGCGUCCCCCAUGCGCGCCCAUCUUCAACAAGUGCUGUAUGGUUGCCCACUUGUUUAAGGGGCACUGGGAGUCUCCUGAGGCUGUGCACCCUUCUGCCUGUUGACUCCUGGUCUCUCUGUUCCGGAAGUUUGUUCUUACAAACAUUUCUCUGCUAGAUGGAGCCGAUCUCCCCUUGAAGGAGUUCUGUGCCCAGAUGAGCAAGGGGUGCGGGCAGCCAGGUGCAGCAGGUGGUUCUGGGGGAGAGACAAACACUUCCCCACAUUCCAGAGAGGUGGCCCAUCUGUAUCCAGGACACUCUUUCCUAGGAUUUCUUUACACUGAAGUGACCCCACCUUAUAAUCAUGUUUUCAAUUGGAAGUGUGAACAGCUAUAAACCAUUCCUUUUAAUAGACGGUGGGCCCAGUAAAGGUCAGAUUAUAUCUGGUUUCUUGCUUAUUUCCAGAGGCUGUCUUUAGUGCUGCCUACUGGGCAAACUUAGGUCUGUGCUAAUCGCUUCCCUUCCAUGAAUUCCCUGCGGGCCUUGACCGUUAGUUUGUUUGAAUGGAGCGACGUGGCCAGGUGAGGCUGUCCGAACGGAAUAACAGCAGGAAUUCUGCCUAUUCUCCAUCAUUCCUUAAUCAUCUCAUCCCGUCGCCUCCGGGGACAGUCUUGGGAAUGACCACGGAAUGUGUGCUUAACACCCGACGGCGUUUCUGUAUCUCACAUGUCUGUUUUUGUCUUCCCAGUGUAAAAAUGUGUCAGGGAAGGUAACCGUUAGCGUACACCAAGUGGCACCGCUGUCUAGUGAAAAUAAAAAACAGGCUGACAUACAUUAUAUUUCAGUACUGACAGGUUUUAACAUUCCUGAUCACUAACCCCUUUACCUGUGGGCACGUCCGUGUGACCGUGUCUGUGUCAUUCUGCUCCUAUAUUGAGCGUAACCUGCCCCCCCCCCCCUCAAACCUCCCCUACAUGGUAAUGCUUUCAGGCUUGCUAAAAAUAUUAAGGUUAUAGGUCAUUACUGGUAUGAAUUUCAGUGCUUUGAGUACUCUGUCAUCUUCCAUAGUGCUUCAGCGUGAGUAAAUCUCAGCCUGAGGCGAGAUCGUGGUGAGUGAGGUGAACUUCGUAAGGAAGUGCAUGGGGACCGGCUGCAGCCAGGACGACCUGUGGGGGAAGCUGAUAUGCACCAAUUUCAAGGUUUCCUUCGUGAGCCACGAGGUGCUGGACCGACAGGUAUUUCAGUACCGGAACCGCCUACUGGGCGACCAUGACGUGCCUCUGGCGUGUGUGGAGCAGCUGGUUACAGUGAAUGAAGCGAAGGGGAAGCAGAAGGUCCUGUUAUCCAAUCGAAAGUUGAAGUUCAGCCCUACCGAGCUGGUCCUCUACUGCAAGGACCUGCGCGUCCUGCGGUUCCGUUUCGAUGAGGCCGGCCCCGAAAGCAGCAGGAAGGUGUGCCUGGCCAUCGCCCACUACGCCCAACCCACAGAUCCCCGGCUGCUCUUUGGCUUUGAGUACGUGGGGAAGCUGUACCGCCCUCCCGCAGGUGAGCACGGGGGGCGGCUGCAGACCCCACUCUUCAUCUGCCCCUCUGACUGGGACCGGGAGGUCAAGCGCACUGGAGCGACCGAGUGGAGGGUGUGCUCUGUCAACGAGGGCUAUGCCGUCUCUCCCAGCCUCCCAGAGCACUUUGUGGUUCCUGCAUCGCUGGCAGAUCAGGACCUUAAGCAGCUGUCCUGCUCCUUCGUGGGCCAGCGUCUCCCACUGUGGUGCUGGAACCACCUGAACGGCAGCGCCCUUGUGCGCACAGCCGGCAUCAGGGACGUGGCAGAGCAGAGGAAGCUGGAGCAGAGGGUCUGCAACGCUAUCACUAAGAGCCACCCGAAACGCAGCAGUGCGCACAAGGUCCACCUGGACAGGAGCCUGCCCAGCAUCCGGGAUGUCCGGGCCUCCUUUGUCAGACUGAGGCAGCUCUGUGCAAUUGGGCCCUACCAGGAGUCCGAGGACAAGUGGCUGUCGUCUGUAGAGAGCACGGGAUGGUUGGACAAUGUCAGGGCCUUCCUGCAGCAGUCAGUGGAGGUGGUGUACAUGCUGGAGGGGAAACACGUGUCCGUCAUCCUGCAAGAGGAGGAGGACCGGGACCUGAGCUGCGUGAUCUCCUGCCUGGUUCAGCUGAUGCUGGACCCCCACUUCCGCAGCUUGGUGGGCUUCCAGAGCCUGGUGCAGAAGGAGUGGGUGAUGGGGGGCCACCGGUUCCUGGACCGAUGUAACCACCUGAAGAGGAGCGAAGGAGAGGAGUCUCCCAUGUUCCUCCUCUUCCUGGACUGCGUGUGGCAGCUGAUGCGCCAGCACCCCGCCGCCUUCGAAUUCACGGAGAUCUACCUGGCUGUGCUGUGUGACAGCAUGUGGAUCCCCGUCUUCAGCACCUUCCUCUUCAACUGCCCCCGUCAGUGGGCGGAGUAUAGCCAAGAUUUCACCCAGAGCGGGCAGCAGGGGGAGGACAGGGCCGUCCGCUUCCCCCCAGUGUGGGACUGGUCACAGCAGUUCAGCCUGAGGGACCAGACUUUGUUUAACAGCCCCAUGUAUGUGGGCAAGGGUGUGGCUGCACGUGUGCAGAAUGGGGGGGUGAGGACUUUCAGACGCGCCAAGCCGAAGAUCUAUAGCUCCAUGGUCCGGGGGACGGCGUCCAUGCAGAACGGCGUGCUGGGGGCGCACGCCACCCUCCCGCGGCGGAACUCCCUGGUGCUGCGGCUGCUUUCCGGCUCGGAGACGCCCGCGCAGCCCGACAGCCCGGAUAGCGCCUCGCAGUGCUUCGUGCGGGACUGGCUAUCGCGGCCCGCCGACCCCCACGGACUGCUGCUGCCCGAGCUGCUGCCCUCACACCUGCAGCUGUGGAGGUUCUACUUCCUGCGCUGGGUCUCCGAGGCCCGCAUCGCCCGGGGCGGCCCAAUCACAGCCCUCCACAGAUUAUCCCUAUUGGUUGACGAGAUCGAGACUCUGCAGGCCAGGCUGCGGCAGUACGGGGGCACCUCCACACCCCCCGGACUCCCCCCUGGCAGUCCCGACCCGGGACUCACCCACAGGAUGCCAUCGGAGCAAAGCAAGAUGUACUUCAAGACGGGGCCCCUGGCCGGUCCCCCCCAACAGCCUGAGUACCUAAGCUCCUCAUUUCCCUUCUCCCCAGUGGGGAACCUAAGCCGGCCCAGCACGCUGGGAACCCCACUCAGCAAGCUCCUCAGCGGGGCCGGGCUCUAGAGCACCAUCAACUGGACAACUUGAAUCACUGCAGCGGCCUGGCUCAUGGUGUACCGGAGGACCUUUCAGGUUUUGGCGGUGAAGGAGAACUGAUGAGGAGUCAAGGUGAAGGGCAGAAAUGUUUCUCAUAGCUGUGCUGUUCUUUUUUGUUGGUGGUGUUUGCACAAAUAGCUGAAAUCGCACAUUUUUAUACUUACUGCACACUUUCCCCUCACAGUUGCCAGGUUUCUGUUGGUAAUUAGACUUUCUCUUAUAUUGUUUUUGACCCGUAUGGAUGGGUCAGUUCUGGGCUCAUGAAAUGCAGCAUAUUUUGAAAGAAAUUGAAUCCCCGGGUAGCAAACCUCAGAAGGUGUGCUGUGUGAGUCAUAGCGCUGGGCCUGUGAUCGGAAGGUUGCCGGUUCGAAUCCCUGGGUCAGUAGUGUCAUUAGUCUUUCGGGUCCUUGAGUAAGAUCGUUUUAACCCCCAGUUGCUCCAGGGAUCCUGCUUUUGUGUAAAAGCACCUGCUGAGUAAUUAAGAUGUAAAUCUAACUUAGUGUUACUUGGAAUAGAAGACCCUUAGUUUCCCUGCGUUGGCCCAUAUUUAUCCAGCUCUUACGCCUGUAUGAAAUGAGACCUGGGCUGUUGGCUUGGGAGGAGCUCAGACGUCAUGCAGACCUGCCAAGGCUGCUGCUGCUGCUGAACCUGACCACUUCCUAUCUGAAAACCGCGCUGCCCAGGAUGUCGGCUGCCUGCUGCAGUGUCCCCCGUGGGGUCCCCUUCCAGGCUGCUGGGGUGUCCCCCGUGGGGUCCCCUUCCAGGCUGCUGGGGUGUCCCCCAUUGGGUCCCCUUCCAGGCUGCUGGGGUGUCCCCCGUGGGUUCCCCUUCCAGGCUGCUCGAGUGUCCCCCUUGGGGUCCCCUUCCAGGCUGCUGGGGUGCCCGUAGUUCACAGCUGGAUGCCUUUGAUUGGGUUUUGUUGUUGUUCCCCUUGUCCACACUUUGGUAGUCACUAGCAUUAAUCCCAAGCGGGUUUUGUCCAUCACUUCUCAUCUUUGAAGGUCCACUGGUGGUGUUGGUCUUAAAUUGUUCUGGUUAACUUAAAGGUUCUGCUGCUUUUAUUGACAAGUUUAAUUUGACUUUACCUUAACUUUCUAACGUUUGUGUAGAACGACUUGAGCCAGCUUUUUGUUGGAUGUGUUCUAGAUGAUGACACUAACUGUUAUAAAGCAGUGAGAUGGACGCUUUGGACAGAAAGCAGCAGUCCAGUGAGCGCCACUGCAAAAGCAUCCUGUCUGCCCGCUCAGGGCACUGUGGAUGGGGCCGGGCCCAUCUGGGCCAGUGCUGGGGGGGGUGUCUGAGUUAUGGAGAUGGGGGUCCCUCUCAUCCCGAUCUCGCAGGGAUGAUGCGUGAGAGAUGCUUGGUUUGUUUCUGCAGCCACCAUGUAUGAAUCCUGUCUAAUAUUUAAUACCAUGGUCUGAUGUGAAAUAAAAACGGUUUUAACAUUAA